Molecule: messenger RNA, 3038 nt
Organism: Capsicum annuum
Lineage: Eukaryota; Viridiplantae; Streptophyta; Magnoliopsida; Solanales; Solanaceae
Product: mediator of RNA polymerase II transcription subunit 20a
Exons: 7
Coding region: 2116-2805 (229 amino acids)
Biological process (GO): regulation of transcription by RNA polymerase II
Cellular component (GO): mediator complex
Molecular function (GO): transcription coactivator activity
Source: RefSeq, a predicted model, not a curated record
GUUAUAAUUUACUUCUUUUAGUUCCAGAUUUAAUUUUGUAUUUAUACUUAAAUUAGGGGCUCUAAUAGCAUAAUGGCUGAACUUGUUAUGAUUUCCUUGGAUUUAUUUCCUACGAAUUCUCUUUUAAUUACUUGUUUGUGGUAUUCCAAUUGUUUAAGAACAUUACAUGAUGCCUUUAAUAUUGAACUUAUACAUGUUAUGUGGUCAUAUCUCAUGUGCUUUCUUUAGAAAUUUAACUUCCUUUGCGUGUAUAGUAUUUUACUAAUGAAAUACCAUGAUUAUCUCAACGAUUUCCAUGAAAGAUUGAGAUUUGAUUCCAAGGUUAAUACAUGAUUUGUUGGAGUCCCACGUCCGUGGGUUAAAGGAUAUUUGGUCUCCUUAUAUGGUUAUGGGCGAUCCUCCUCUCGCUUUUGAGUUUGAGUUGGCCCAAGGUACAUUUCUUUAUUAUGGUAUCAAAGUCAGGUUCACAUGCUCCAGAUGUUCAAUUCCGAGCGUGCGGGGGUGUUGGAGUCGGUCUUGGUCUCCUUAUAUGGUCUUGGGCAUUCCUCCAGAUGUCCAGCGGGGUGUUGGAGAAGGCUCCUUGAUCUCCUUAUAUGGUCUUGACCCAGAUGUCCAGUCCUGGGUGUGCGAGGGGUGUUGGAGUUCCACAUCGGUGGGUUAAAGGUUCCUUGGUUUUUUGAGGCUGAGUUAGGCCUAGAUCUAACAAUUAUAAUACAUGGGCCGAAGCCCAAUCCUCGUGAUUACCAGUGCCCAUCCUUGAUAACAUCGUUUGAGAGUAUACACUUGACUCCAUGCAGUUUCAGUGAACCAUAGAGAUUGUGAUGAUGCUUCUAUUGCCACAAGUAUGAUAAUGGCUGGAGUACCUCUCACUGAACCAUAUCUUUGGUGUUAUUUAUCUUCCCUGGCAAAGGAAGAAAGAAAUGGGUUAGAAUCAGGAAGACUUCCUAUCUCUGAUACUUUCUAUCUGAUGGGGACAUCUCGUCUGACGGAUACUUUAAAUCCUCAGGAAGUUUUUGUUGUUCUUGAACAUGGACAAAUAUACGGAGAGGUACUAGCAUACAGGAAUCCUGGGCUUCAGUUUGGUGACAUCCACAGACUACUUGCUGUCCCUGUGAAGAACCUCGGAGACAUAAUUGGAAAUGCUAAAUAUGGUAUUUUCUUCUCUACCAAAGAUCCAAGAUCCGCGGCUAGCCGGCCACUGAAAUUGCUAAUGGCGAUUUUGAUUGAGAUAAAUAUUUUGUCUCUCAGAACCCCCUGGUCAACUUUUUCUCUACUACUGGCUAACUUCUCUAGUUUCUUUUCCUAACAAUUUAAUUGAACUGCCUCAAAUUGGUUCUUCAUUUGCAUUUUGCACUCUACAUGUCCAAUUAGACUUGAUAUUGAAACACAAAUAAAUGAAAAGAAAAACGAACAUAUUGUGAUGUCGUUUCAUUUCUUGAAUGAAUGAAAAUACUCAAGGAGUUCCAGCCAAUUUAAGCAUGUUAUGUUGAAUGCUUCAGCUGUUAAAAUAUUACACUGCAAGUACACCAUGGAGCCAAAUCUAUUCAACACCAAUGACAUUGCAUAGGGAGCCCAACAACUUCUCUGCGGAGGAAAGGGAUCAUGAACUAUUUCAGACAUUUCUAGAAACUAGGAUGCCAAAGUGUGUAUUAUAAUAUACUUAUCACAGUCUUUAUUAUAAUAUCACCUCAGUCUAGAAUGCCCUUUUUUGCCUUCCAAAAUUAGAAUGUCUCUCUGAUAUUGUCUGAAACAUGUCUCCUCGGCUCCAUGAAGAGUGCAACAUACAGUCCGACUGUCAAAGUUGCUCAUACUCAGGAAGUCCUCGAGCUGAUGAGCAAUGGGUGACUGUGGAAUAUCUUUUCUGAAAGGCAAGAUCCUUGUUGAUAAGUUACUUUCAUUUGACAUGGCUAAACUUCCUGUAAUGUCUGUAGAUACUGAAAUAAAUGCUCACGUUGGACAAGAGUUGGUUUACACUUUCAGUAUAGCAUGACUGACGCUUCUGCUAACUGAUACACACUCAUGGAUAGACUUCUGAUAUUGACAAAAAACAACUCCUCUGAGAAUGAAGAGACGAAGUCCAUGAAAGAAAGUUGUUAGAGUUGAUUGAUUUGUAUUAUGAUGCUACAGAUGCCCCAAAAAGUGGGAAUAAGGUUGUUGUAUUGGCUUCCAAAUGCAGGCACAACAAUCAACAAUCAACUACUAACAGAAAUAUCUCAAUGUGCUGAGAUAAUUAAUGGUGUUAAAGAAGGAAGGUGGAAAACCACUCUUAGCUUAUAUAAACCCAUACUCAAAGAAAAAUCAGAUGCAUCGGAGUUACCCCAAGAGUAUUUGGGGAUUUUGCUUCAUGAACAGCCCAACAAGUAUUACAUGGUAAUUAGAGGGCAACGGUUGAUCAUGGAAGCAGAGUCAUCAAUGCAGACGAUAAUGGAGAAAUUGCAGUCUCACCAACUGAGGGUUGGCUUUAAGUUUGAGGGAUUCCAGUAUCAACUUGGUGAAUUCCGGUUGCGAGUAGGCAAAGUUGUUCCAUUUGGUUCUGAGAGCUUGAGGGGAAUAGUCAUGGAGAUGGAGUAUCUUCCAAUUUCCUCAGUGGAGAUAUCACAGCUGAUUAUGAGUGAACUCUUCGACAUAUGGAAGGAAGCUCUUGAAAAAAGAUCAUUACCCGGUCAUUUUGUGCGCGUUGAACCAAAAUUUUCAGAGUAUGGCCUCUCUGAUCAGUACACUUCACAGCACACAGCUUUACAAUAUGCUGACUCCCUGGCUCACAUGGUACCAGUAGAUUCAUCAUCAAAAACAAUGAGAAAUUAGAAUCUAGCAUAGUGUUCUGUUGACAAGUUAAGAUUUUAGCCUCGGUAACUGUCGUAUUCUCAAUACAAAUACAUUAGAAGAAACUAAAGUGUUUUGAAAACCUGGUCAUUAUGAUGUUGCUACUGCUGCCUUAUAUAGAAAAGCGACGUUAAAGACAGAUAAAGUGAAUUCGUCGUUUUUAACCUUGGCUUCAUGCAGCAUUGAGAUUACUGAUAUCCAGGAGUAGCACUUCC